AUGGACGCAGCGCUGCUCUACAGCCUGCUGGAGGCCAACUGCAGCCUGGCGCUGGCCGAAGGGCUGCACUUGGACGGCUGGGGGCUGCCCCUGGACCCCGAGGGUCCCUACUCCUACUGCAACACGACCUUGGACCAGAUCGGGACGUGCUGGCCCCGGAGCGCGGCCGGAGCCCUGGUGGAGAGGCCGUGUCCUGAGUACUUCAACGGCGUCAAGUACAACACGACCCGGAAUGCCUACCGAGAGUGCUUGGAGAAUGGGACGUGGGCUUCACGGAUCAACUACUCACAGUGUGAGCCCAUUUUGGAUGAUAAGCAGAGGAAGUACGACCUGCACUACCGCGUCGCCCUCAUUGUCAACUACCUGGGUCACUGCGUUUCUGUGGUCGCCCUCGUGGCCGCCUUCCUGCUUUUCCUGGCCCUGCGGAGUAUCCGCUGUCUGCGGAACGUGAUUCACUGGAAUCUGAUCACCACCUUUAUCCUGCGCAAUGUCAUGUGGUUCCUGCUGCAGCUCAUCGACCACGAAGUGCACGAGAGCAAUGAGGUCUGGUGCCGCUGCGUCACCACCAUCUUCAACUACUUCGUGGUGACCAACUUCUUCUGGAUGUUUGUCGAGGGCUGCUACCUGCACACGGCCAUCGUCAUGACCUACUCCACCGAGCACCUGCGCAAGGGGCUCUUCCUCUUCAUCGGAUGGUGCAUCCCCUGUCCCAUCAUCGUUGCCUGGGCCAUUGGCAAACUCUACUAUGAAAAUGAACUGUGCUGGUUUGGCAAGGAGCCCGGCGACCUGGUGGACUAUAUUUAUCAAGGCCCCAGCAUCCUUGUGCUCUUGGUCAAUUUUGUAUUUCUUUUCAACAUCGUCAGGAUCCUCAUGACAAAACUGCGAGCAUCCACCACAUCGGAGAUGAUCCAGUACAGGAAGGCGGUAAAGGCCACCCUGGUCCUGCUGCCCCUCCUGGGCAUCACCUACAUGCUCUUCUUUGUCAACCCUGGGGAGGACGACCUGUCGCAGAUUGUGUUCAUCUAUUUCAACUCCUUCCUGCAAUCCUUCCAGGGUUUCUUUGUGUCUGUCUUCUACUGCUUCUUCAAUGGAGAGGUGCGCUCGGCCGUGAGGAAGAGGUGGCACCGUUGGCAGGACCAUCACUCCCUCCGAGUGCCCGGGGCCCGGGCCAUGUCCAUCCCCACGUCGCCCACACGGAUCAGCUUCCACAGCAUCAAGCAGACGGCCGCCCUGUGA
This is a messenger RNA of Callorhinus ursinus (northern fur seal), 1236 nucleotides long. The record is from RefSeq and is a predicted model, not a curated record. Lineage: Eukaryota; Metazoa; Chordata; Mammalia; Carnivora; Otariidae.